AUGAAUCGAUGCUACCACUGCCCAUCUGUUCGCUGUUCAAUUACAGUUAUUAUCUGCAUUAUUACUGCCAAAGCAUGGCCUGUAUUCGCUGUUGUUACUGCACAAAAUGCGGAACAUCCUCACGCAAAUUUGCUGUCGAAAGAUCACGAAGAUCAUCAGCUGACACGGGUUCAACGUGAUUCAAGCCAAAUCCGAAUUUCCAGUUCUCAAUGCCCAAGCUUCUGUGAAUGUGAACAUGCAAUGCCCAGUGAUGGUGGCGAUGGUGCACCAAAAAUAGCAGUUUUUUGUCAUGAAGGGGGCCUGGAGCAAGCCACGUUUUCGAGGCUUCUCAAGCAGGUACCACGAGACGUGACAAUUCUGGAUGUGGAAGCACCACCUGAUGCUCCAAAUCACUUGCUCUGGGAUGAUAAUCUCAAUCAGUUGCGAUAUUUACGCACUCUGCGACUGGUUAAUUGCAACAUCCCAGCUAUCAGUAGGGCGCUGAAGCUUCGUACUCUGGAAGCACUCGACCUCCGUGGCAACCGCAUUGAGCACAUAUCAAUUUCGGUAUUUGCCGGUGUUCCAUCUAUUCGUGAGCUGAACUUAGCGCAGAAUUUGCUGAGUGUCCUACCGACAGGCGCUUUUACAUACCUCAAAAAUUUGCAUAUUCUCUCGCUAGCCCAUAACAAUAUCACAGAGGUUUCGUCAAAUUUGUUACGAGAUUUGAGAAACUUGCAAGCCCUACAUUUGGAUGGAAAUCGGAUACCGGUGACGCAGCUCAACCUGCUUUUUUCGGAUGUGCCGCAGCUGGAGCGGUUGGAGUUGAACGAAUGCGGCUUGAGUACCGGCGCAAUCAACGACCUGGCUCUGGGUAAAUUUCACUCCCUGGAACGUCUUGGCCUAGCCGGCAAUAUGCUUGGCAAAGUACCGGCUGCAGCGUUACGUAAUGGACUGCAUUCGCUGCGCACUCUUGACCUAGCCGAUAAUGGGCUCGUUGAUAUUGCGCCUGGAGUGUUCGCCAGAACAAAUAUUAGCUCCCUUUUAUUGGCCGGUAAUCGACUGGGCGCUAGCCUGGAUGCUCUUCGGCCAAGCUCACUGCAAACCGCUGGCACACUGCUGGAACUGGAUUUGUCGCGCAAUAAUUUCGCGCAUUUUCAAUCCGGAAUUCUCGGUGAAAUCCAAGGGACCAUUGAAAUUUUGCAUCUGAGUGGAAAUCACAUCACCGAAAUUGAUCAGCGAUUAACAGCUAAUAUGACAAAAUUGCACUCUCUGCAUCUGGGUUAUAAUUUUAUCGAAUAUUUGCCGCACAAAAUGCCGCCACGUGAAUUCGCACAACUGCGAUUUCUGAACCUAUCCGGAAAUCAGCUUAUUUCACUGCCAGAUCAUUCAAGAGAAUUAUUGCCCGAGCUCCAAAAACUGGACAUUUCCGAGAAUCGAUUUAUCUCAUUUCCGGUUACUGUAAUCCAGAAUUUCCUCAACACCCUUGAAAAGGUUACUAUUACUUGA
Molecule: messenger RNA, 1485 nt
Organism: Gongylonema pulchrum
Lineage: Eukaryota; Metazoa; Nematoda; Chromadorea; Rhabditida; Gongylonematidae
Source: the annotation of a GenBank genome assembly